Messenger RNA from Coprinopsis cinerea okayama7#130, 369 nucleotides. RefSeq lists its product as hypothetical. Lineage: Eukaryota; Fungi; Basidiomycota; Agaricomycetes; Agaricales; Psathyrellaceae. The transcript is spliced from 5 exons. The record is from RefSeq and is a predicted model, not a curated record. The coding region runs from base 1 to 369 and encodes 122 amino acids.
AUGGAAAGCUUCAACUUCGCCGCCAGUCGCCAGUCGCCAGGCCUCCAAAUGAAAGCACGCGACCCUAUCAACUUCCUCGCGGAGGCAGAGUCCUGUGAUAUCACUGACGACCAUGGUGACAAUUUCACGAGGCAGGUACUCUUCCAAGGAGUAUCCAAGCCUAUCACCCAACAAGUCCAGGAGUACUCGGGAGCCGCGAUCGACUUUCACUCCCCUUCGACCAAAACCCGAGUCAUGAACACCCUUUCCUUCGACGAGAGCGACAGAAUGGUCCUGACCUACACCUUUAUUGGAGGGAUCCCUGGCUACAAGCCUACACUCGAGAGGAUUCGGGAGUUAGUCAAGGAAGGCAGUGUUCAGUUGAAUUAG